UGUGCAUGUGCAUUGUGCAUAUAAAUAUUUGUAAAUCGUAAUUUAUAUAUUGAAAUUAUUAUACACCUUAUUCUUAUUGAACCCGUAUUAAAUUGAAAGAAAAUUUAAUUUAUAAGUAUUUCCGACGAUCCGUUUUCCAUACAGUAGUUAUAUUUGGUCGGGAACAAUGUCGAUGCCACACAGCAGUUCAAGUACAACAAGCUCAAGUACAAAGCGAAAGGAAAUCUACAAAUAUCAGGCACCAUGGCCUCUUUACUCGAUGAACUGGUCAGUUCGCCCAGAUAAACGAUUUAGAUUGGCUCUUGGAAGCUUUGUUGAAGAGUACAAUAAUAAGGUACAAAUAAUAUCGCUUGAUGAAGAGACAAGUGAAUUCAGUGCUAAAAGCACUUUUGACCACCCUUACCCAACUACCAAGAUCAUGUGGAUACCAGACAGUAAGGGUGUAUACCCUGACUUGCUUGCUACAAGUGGUGACUACCUUAGAAUCUGGCGUGCUGGUGAACCAUACACACUAUUUGAAUGUGUACUAAACAACAACAAGAAUUCAGACUUUUGUGCUCCCCUUACUUCUUUUGAUUGGAAUGAAGUUGACCCUAACCUGAUUGGAACAAGUAGUAUUGACACAACUUGUACUAUUUGGGGCUUGGAGACAGGUCAAGUCCUGGGAAGGGUUAACGAGGUGUCAGGACAUGUAAAGACACAGCUUAUUGCUCACGAUAAGGAAGUAUAUGACAUAGCAUUUAGUCGUGCUGGUGGUGGCCGAGAUAUGUUUGCGUCUGUAGGAGCUGAUGGCUCUGUGAGAAUGUUUGAUCUGCGGCAUUUGGAGCACUCAACUAUUAUAUAUGAGGAUCCCCAACACACUCCACUGCUACGAUUGGCAUGGAACAAGCAAGACCCUAACUACUUAGCAACUAUUGCUAUGGACGCGUGUGAGGUCAUUAUUUUGGAUGUACGGGUUCCUUGUACCCCCGUAGCCAGAUUGAACAACCAUAGAGCCUGUGUCAAUGGAAUAGCAUGGGCACCACACAGCUCCUGUCACAUCUGCACAGCUGGUGAUGACCACCAAGCAUUGAUCUGGGAUAUUCAACAAAUGCCAAGAGCUAUAGAGGACCCUAUAUUAGCCUACACCGCUGCUGAAGGAGAAGUAAAUCAAAUACAAUGGGGUGCAACACAACCUGAUUGGAUAGCCAUUUGCUACAACCGACAUACUGAAAUACUCAGGGUAUAAGGUAGUCCAAUAAAAUCAACCCCAUGCAUAAAUUAAUUUAAUUUGUUAAGGUCAAAGUCCUCUAUGGCACCGUCAACUUUAUGAUUGGAAUGGUGUGAAUGGACUUCUUAUGAAAACCUAAAUCAUUAUAUAAAGGAUUUCUUAGAAAAUAAUUUAAAAUAAAUUAAUUCUAAAAGUAUUAAUUCCUUUAGGUUUUUGGAACAGGUCUAUUUAAACCAUGUAAAGGUUUAACUAUUUACAAAAACUUACAUUUCUUGUCUACUAAGAAUCCACAGAAGAAGGUUAUUUAGAUUGAAAUAUACUACAUUGAUUUAAGUGCUAAAAAGAUCUUCAAUAAAACAAUAUUGAAAAUUAAGAAAAGACAGACAUUUAGUCUCUUUAAAUAUUUUUUUUUUAUGAAUGGGGGGAAAUGCAUAAUUUAUUACCAAAUAUGAAGCAUUUAAAAAUGUUACAUUUUGAUAAGACUUCAAAAACCAAUUUAUUAAAGUGUGUAAGUGUGUAAUCAAUUAUGGGCGUAACAAAUAUUUAUGAUACUUAUGUUUAUGAAAUUAUCUAAGAAUACUGCAAGUGAAGAGAGUAUAAUGUUCACUGAUAAAUAUAAUAUUCAGUUUCAAGACACACAUUUUAUGUAAAUACAUAAUAGUAGAACAUGUUUAUGCAAUAAUAACAAUUCCUUUACAUAAUUGAAGAAACAUGUGUAAGACUGAUUUCGGUGUUUGUGUUAUAAAUUUUUCAACAUUUACAUUGUGUGUAAGUAUUACAUUGAUCAUUGAUCAUAAUGUAUUACAAAAACUCAGCUUGUAAAUAUUUAAUCAUGUUGCAAUUAGAUUUUUUGAUAUGAUAUUGUAGUGUACAUGCAGGUUGAAAUUUAUUAUAAUUGAUUUUCAACAAAUUUUUAGUUUGUUUUAAAAACAAGAUGAAUUUUGGUUAGUUCUGCAUAACUUAGAAAAUAAUAUGGGAUUAUAAGUGAAGAAUCUUUUCACUGUUAAUAACAUUUUCGACUGUUUUAACUAAUUACAGUAUUCUUAUGUAGACCUCAUGUCUUUUGGGUAUCCCAAUCUUUGUGAAAAAAAUUUUGAUGACUAGGUUUAACUUACAAUAGCUUUCAGUUUACUAUAAGAUAGAUUAAGUUAUUUAUAAUAAUUACCAGAGGGAAACAUUUCUUACUGUUUACUAUUAUGCAAUAAAAGGUACCAAAAUAGUUA
Messenger RNA from Pieris brassicae (large cabbage white), 2433 nucleotides. RefSeq names its product DDB1- and CUL4-associated factor 7 (gene wap). Gene Ontology annotation, cellular component: nucleus. Gene Ontology annotation, molecular function: protein binding. Lineage: Eukaryota; Metazoa; Arthropoda; Insecta; Lepidoptera; Pieridae. The coding region runs from base 167 to 1228 and encodes 353 amino acids. The transcript is spliced from 8 exons. The record is from RefSeq and is a predicted model, not a curated record.